AUGAUCAGUGCUAAGAAACUCAUCAAGAUAGCAAGGAAAUGGCAGAAGUUUGCAGCCAAGCAAAGAAAGAGAAUUUCAGUACCAAGAUCCAAUAACUAUGACACAGAGAGUUGCAGUACAACUUAUUCUAUAGUUGGAAAAGGGAAUUUUGUGGUUUAUACAACUGAUCAGAAGCGAUUUGUGGUUCGUUUGGCUUAUCUACAACACGAGAUAAUCAGACAACUAUUGCACAUGUCUGAAGAAGAGUUUGGACUUCCAAGUGAUGGCCCUAUCACAUUACCAUGUGAUGCCUUAUUCUUGAAUUACAUCAUAUCACUCAUCAGAAGAGGUGUAACUGUAGAUCUUCAGAAUGCAUUGCUUGUAUCAGUAGCUUCUAGUCGAUGCUCAUCUGCUUUAUACCUUCAAGAACAAAGAAACCCGGAAUUGCUAGUUUGUUGA
This is a messenger RNA of Nicotiana tabacum (common tobacco), 438 nucleotides long. The record is from RefSeq and is a predicted model, not a curated record. Lineage: Eukaryota; Viridiplantae; Streptophyta; Magnoliopsida; Solanales; Solanaceae.